Messenger RNA from Monopterus albus (swamp eel), 4701 nucleotides. RefSeq names its product inactive dipeptidyl peptidase 10. Gene Ontology annotation, biological process: regulation of potassium ion transmembrane transport; proteolysis. The coding region runs from base 1151 to 3520 and encodes 789 amino acids. Gene Ontology annotation, molecular function: serine-type peptidase activity. The transcript has 25 exons. Gene Ontology annotation, cellular component: voltage-gated potassium channel complex; plasma membrane. NCBI's taxonomy places the organism in Eukaryota, Metazoa, Chordata, Actinopteri, Synbranchiformes, Synbranchidae. The record is from RefSeq and is a predicted model, not a curated record.
UUUUGUGUUCUUUGUCUGUCUUUUAUUUGUUUCUAUUCAGGUUCGGUGAUUGUAUUUUGAAUGCACUGUUAUAUCUUUGUAAAAAAAAAAAAAAAACAUUCGUGCGAAAUGAAAAUGAAUGACAGUUAGCAUAAUAGCAAAAUUUUAUUUACACAAAGCCAAAUUUAUGAAGUCCCCACCUACUUUUAUCGUUUUUACGCCUACGAAUUUCGACUGUAAGCCUACUGUAAAUACCUAAAAUGCAUGAAUCUUUAAACUUUAAAAGACAUACUGCAAAUUCUGCAAAUGUGCUAACCUUUAAAUGAAGGCCAGUUUGUUAAUUUAUUGAUUUUUUGGUUUAUUUAGCCCAUUGUAUUGUUUUUCCCUACUAUUUACAAUCUAGUUUAGUUCAUUCUCUUAUUUGUAUACAAAUAAUAUUGGUUAUAGCAGAUGGCAGUUUCAUUUUUGUCAUAGACACCCUAGAGGUCGACCAUUUUUUAGACUUAGCUGCUAUCUAUCUAUCUAUCUAUCUAUCUUUUCAUAUUCAUUCUUUUCUCCACUAGCUGUCCUGUAAUUCCAUAUCCUGCCACACCCACCUACCUGAUUUACAGUCACCUUAUGAGUUGUGUUCCUGAGUCCAAUGAUUUCUGAGUUGAUACUGAACUACAGAGCAGACCAUUCUUAGAAUAAUGAUUAUCAAUAAGGAGUGAGUUGUUCAUCCCUACAGCUAUUGUCCUUCAUAAGUCAUAUCUGUACCUGUGAGAGUUAUUCAGAAAUUCCAGCAUUGCCCAUAUUAAGCAUGAGUUUUCAAUAUAGCUAUAUAUUACACAGGUAACUUGCAUACUGACUUAUGACACUAUACAUGGGCUUAUUUUAUUUAGCCUACUCAGUUUUGGCAGUGAAUGCUGAAUGCUGCUGAAUUGGUCUGGAGUCAACAGUGCCAUGAUUUAUUUCUGAGCCAAUCAGUAGUCUAUAAGCAGAUCAGAAACAGGCGAAUGAAUGAACGCGAGUGGAGAGAGAGAGAGAGGGAGAGAGAGAGAGAGAGAGAGAGAGCAUCAGCGCAGCUAGGACAAACUUGAAGCAGAACAUGCAGAAGAGGCUCUGCAAGGCAACAGUGCAGCUACUUGGUGGGUUCUGAGGCUACAGACAGCAGAGCCUGUUACGGAUUACAAUGAUUGCCACAACUCAACAAAACAUGACCACGGAGCUGGAGCUGGGUAGUAUAGACGGCCCCCCGCGGAACUGGAAGGGCAUAGGAAUCGCUAUGGUGGUGAUCCUGGCUGUUAUGUCUCUGGUCAUUCUUUCUGUCAUCCUCCUCACACCUGAUGAAUCUCACUUGUUACUCCAUUCCCAUCUCACCAUGGAGGAUCUGGAGAGUGCAGAGUUUAGAGUUUAUGAUCCCUGUGUGGCAUGGUUGAAUGAGAACGAAGUGGCUCUGCGCACCAGAGAGGGGCACAUCCUGUCUUUCACCCUUAACAACAACCUUACCACAACUCUGCUGGACAACAGCUCCCUGGACCUGCCCAUGACUAAAUUCCAGGUGUCUGCGGACAAGAGGUUUGUCCUCUUGGCGUUUAACAUUCGACCGGUGUUCUCUCAGUCCUUCACAGCCUCCUAUGCUAUCUACAAUGUGGCUAAUGGGGAUUGGCAGGAGAUUAUCCCUCCAGAGAUGGAGAAGGCGGUGCUGCAGUACGCCUCCUGGGGGCCCCAGGGGAACCAGCUGGCCUAUGUGUUUGAUGGAGAUAUCUACUACAAGGCGAGUGUGACCAGCACGCCCCUGCGUCUUACAACCGCUGACCAGGAGCAGAAUGUGGUGAACGGCAUCUCUGAUUGGUCUUAUGAAGAGGAGCUACUCUUGUCAUACGUUUCCCACUGGUGGUCUAUGGAUGGCGCCCGGCUGGCGUACCUCAGCAUCAACAACUCUGGCACACCUGUGAUGGAAAUACCUCAUUUCUUAGGUGGUCUCUACCCCUCCAAUGUCUUCUUUCGCUACCCCAAGGCUGGUUCCAAUAUCCCAUCAGUGAGUCUUUUUGUAGUGAAUCUUUAUGGUCCAGCCCACACUCUGGAGAUGAUGCCUCCUGACUCUCUUAGGGCCAGAGACCGUUACAUCUCCAUGGUGACGUGGAUCAGCAGUACCCGGCUCGCGGUUCGUUGGCUAAAUCGUGCCCAGAACCGAUCAGUACUCUGCGUGUGCGAGGCCACCACAGGGGCAUGCUCUGAGAAACACAAAAUGACUAUGGACAUAAUGCGAAACCAACGGCAGGAUUCACCAUUGUUUUCAGCUGACGGCUCAGUGUUUUACACCAUCCUGCCAGCCAAGCAAGGCGCUCGUGGAGAGUUUCACCACAUUGCCGGUGUUUCAGCCCAGCCUGCCAUCCCUUCUGUUCCUCCGCGUUUCUUGACAUCAGGAAGCUGGGACGUCAUCUUGCUCUGCGCCCUAGACGAGAAGGCUGGAAAGAUCUAUUUCCUGAGCACAGAGGAAUCUCGACAAAGCAGACACCUUUAUAGUGUGGACCUGGAUGGGGUGUUUCAGCGUCAGUGCAUCUCCUGUAACCUCAUAGAUGGAUGUCGCUUCUUUAAAGCUGAAUUCAGCCACAAUCAAACCCACUUCAUCCUCUACUGCUUAGGCCCAGGAAUCCCUAAAGUGACAGUUCACAGUACAAAGGACCCCUCCAGAUAUGUUGUCUUGGAGGAUAACAGCCCUCUGUCUAAAGCCCUGGAGGAUAAGAGCCUCCCUGAGACUCUGUUCAGGACCUUUCCUGCAGAUAACCACGACCUGCACCUGAAACUCUCUCUACCUCAGGGUUACGAGGCAGGCCUGCUCCCUCUCCUCAUCAUUGUAGAUGGUGUUCCAGGCAGUCAGUCUGUGACGGAGGAAUUUGCCCUCGACUGGCUUCAGGUCCUCUCCAGCACACACAGUGUAGCCUUGGCCUGGGUGGACGGCAGGAGCGGGGUUGGUCGUGGACAGAAGACCACAGCCGUAGAUCCACGCAAGCUUGGCUCACUUAGAGUCAAAGAUUAUCUGGGAGUUAUAGAGUUAUUGAUGCAACUACCAUACAUUGAUGAUCGUCGAAUGGCCCUCUAUGGAAAGGCAUUUGGUGGUUAUUUAACUCUCAAGAUGUUAACUGCAACAGAUAAGCUCUUUCAGUGCACAGCGGCUGUGGCACCGAUAACUGACUUCAGGCUUUAUAGUGCUGCAUUUUCUGAGAGAUAUCUAGGCCUUCCAACAAAGGAGGAGCACGCGUACUCGAUUGCCUCUUUGCUGGAGGAGGCCAACAAGCUGAAAGAUGAGAAUUUCCUUAUUCUACAUGGAACUGCAGAUGCGCGGGUACACUUCCAGCACAGUGCAGAGCUCCUGAGCCGACUGGUGAAAGUGGAAGCCAACUAUUCACUACAGCUGUACCCAGACGAGGGCCACACCCUGAGAGAGCCGCGCAGCAUUCAGCACUUCCAGCGGACAGUUGUGAACUACCUCCAGACCUGCCUGAAGCACAGUGUCCUCCCAGAUCCCAUAGAGGAUGAGGAGGAGGAAGAUGACUGAGCUCAGAGUUCCUCUUCCCUUCUUCUUGGAGGGACUGUCUUAGGACGGUUUGCCAUCUUAUGCAUUACCUUGGAUCAGAUUACCAGGCACAAGAGCACAGGAGUGGGGACCAAACACGUCAGAUAACCUCCUACAGCUGUAUUUACUGUACACCUUGUUGCGCACAAUUAUUUCCGCUGUUGUACUCUGUUUGUUUACAAAAUUCACUUGAGCUGACAAGGACUAGAAGGCUUCUCAUGCAUGUCAUAAUGGCUGCAUGAUGUGGAAUAGUUUACAUUGCAUCUUUGGUCUUUUGCAGGUUUUAAAUCUCAUCCUUAAUGGUCAAAAGUGCAAAAAUUGCCAGUAGCCGGGAACAGACUAGAAGACUUAAAAUCUUUAUUGAUUUUCCUUAAAGAUAUCUGACUCAAUCAGCUCAGACUAGAAGAUCUUAUUUAGAGUUUUGCAGAUUCCAGUCAUAUAAAGUCCAAUAAUUGGGACUGCUUUUAUUCAAGAGAUUUGAGUCCUUAACUCUACAAUAACAUGCAAACUGGCCCUACUGAUCACUGACUGGGUCAUGAUGUCACUGUAAUUGUUAUUUUAGGUAUUUACUACAGUGUGUUCCUGGUUUAAAUACAAUUUGAUUAAGUAGAUGGAUUGUUCUGAAUGUGCCAAAUACAUGUUGUGGACUUUAUCCAGUGAUUUUAUUAGUAUUACUUGCAUUAUGUGAUUAAGAAUGAGUAUGCAACUGAGACUAUUUACACCCAAAGCGCUGAUUUCAACAAAUAUUGCAAGAAAGUCUAUAUAGGUCUGUCUGUGUACUGUAUUUGGAAGUACAAUAUGUUUCUGUUUUGAUACACCAUGGCAUUUUAAUCAUGUCUUGUGUAUUGCAGAAUUAAACUUUUUCUUUGGACAAACUGUUAAGCCAUAUUACAGCUCACAAAGGUGGUGGGCUUGACCAUCAAACUAUAACCCAAACCAUGGUAAUGGUAAAGUGCAAGCAGUUGGUUUGAAAACAAAAGGCCUCGCAUAAAAAUGUAUUUGGUUUCCUUCACUAGCCACCAUGGCUGUAGUCUAGACCCACUGGGGGUUGUACUGUAACUAUGAAACCUAACGCACACUAACACUUGGUAAAUGCUGACUUUGAUUUCUGAUAUUAAUUGAUAUUAGGUUUUUCGCUAACCCCAACCCUAACACACACUGAU